This is a messenger RNA of Gongylonema pulchrum, 456 nucleotides long. Lineage: Eukaryota; Metazoa; Nematoda; Chromadorea; Rhabditida; Gongylonematidae. The record is from the annotation of a GenBank genome assembly.
UUGACUGCAGUACCUGUUGCAGAAAAUUUAACAACAGACAUAUGCAUUUCUCCAAGCAGCUUUGAUAAUUUUAUUACUCAAAGUUUUCAGGUAAUCAGCAAUUGCCUAAAUCCGGACUGGGCGACCAAAAUUCGUAUUGCGUACUUUUUUGAAGAACAGCAGCGUUUACUCUUCGAAGUGUUUGAUAAAGGCCCGGGAAAGGAAAAAACGCGAAUUGGAUCAGCAACUCUCCUCUUGCAUGAAAUUUUGGGAGCGAAAUAUAAUCGUAAAACAACGAAACUAUAUGAAGAUGGUAAAAAUUAUGGCACUAUUAUGGUGACUGCUGAAGAACUGAGUAAAGGAAGGCAGGAAUCGGUGUAUUUUGUUUGUAGUGCAACUAAGCUGGAUCGAAAAGAUUUCCUUGGCAAAUGUGAUCCGUUCUUGAAAAUAUCCCGGAUCAACAAGGAUAAUACGUAA